Messenger RNA from Silurus meridionalis, 1916 nucleotides. RefSeq names its product tetratricopeptide repeat domain 22 (gene ttc22). The transcript has 7 exons. NCBI's taxonomy places the organism in Eukaryota, Metazoa, Chordata, Actinopteri, Siluriformes, Siluridae. Gene Ontology annotation, molecular function: protein binding. The record is from RefSeq and is a predicted model, not a curated record. The coding region runs from base 63 to 1754 and encodes 563 amino acids.
CAUCAGCAUUUUAACUGUCUGACAUUGUCAGUAUUAGUGUGUUUAAUAGUGAAGAGACAACCAUGGAAGAGACAACAGAGGAGGACUUAGAGUCUCUGAUUGAAGGCUUGGACUUUAUCCCUGGACAUUUUCACCUGCUUCUAAAUCUAAACAUUGAGCCAAGUGAGCCAAACACACAUCGUCUCCGUGACACACAGAUGAAGCAGGAGAACCUACGGGCUGAGCUUGAGGCUGAGACAGGUAGAUUGCAGUAUGCUAUACGAAACAUGCUUGGAAUGCUUGCCUACCAUCUUGAUGAGUUGGAAGGUGCAGAGGAGGUUUUCCGUGGCAUCUGCCAGGAAGAUCCAGAAAACCUCAAUGCCUGGGCCAACCUAGCUCAUGUAUAUGAGCGACUCGGACGGGAUGGCGAGGAGAGUGAGUGUCUAGAACGUGUGAAAGCACUUAUGGAUCUGGAAAACAACAAGAGCCCAACUGAGAGCAGGCUCAGGGCAGCAAGAUGCCUGACAGAGCAGGCUUUCGCCCAUCUCCAUGAUGUAGAGCUAGAGAAAGAGGAAGACCUGCAGGAAAGACUGACCACCGCACUUACCUUAUAUAACCGGGCUCUUCGUUAUGGAGUUGAACUGUUACCACAAGAAGAGAAGUGGAGCUGGUAUUUCAACAUGGCAACAAUUCACAUAAAAUUCAUUGGUAUUGUCAAUGAUUCAAAGGAUUUAGAGAAUACCAAGCUUGUACACUUCAGUAAAUGUCUGACACUGCUAGCAGAGACUCUAAAAUCAGACACGAUACACCUCAAAGCACUUGCCUGGUGUUAUAUUGGUCUCAUGCUUGAGAUGAAAGAUGAGUUCUCCACUGUCCCAAUGUCAAUUCAUGACUGUGGCCUGUCUGGAUCUGAGCCACUGUCAUGCUAUGGAUCGGGAAUUAAACUGGCCACAGAUGAUGCAAUCACACUGAAUCGGUUAGCCAAUGUGUUUUUCCUGUCGGGCAAAAAUGAGAUGUCGAUGGGCAUCUGUAACAUGGCCCUGAAUGUGCUGCCUGAUGCAGAGCUAAACUGGAAAGCAUAUUGCAAUCGAGCUAAGCUUAAACUCACAAACUAUGUUAGGGUCUUAGACCAGGCCAAGCUGGGACUAAGUGGGAUUCCUGAUCGUCAGGACCUGAAAGAGGCCCGAGCUGAUCUUGAGCGGGUGCUGAGUGUUCGGCAGUGUCUCAGGACCUACUUACAGAUGGGACAGGUAUACUACUACAUGGGAGUAGAUGCCGUAAAAGAGAGUAUAAUGGUGGAUGAGAUGUCAGUGAAUCAGGCUUUGGUCAGCCUAGCGCAUGCCUUAAAAUGCCCACUGGGUUCAACUUUGCCAGAGCUACAGCUUCUGCGUGGGCGCUGUUUGAUGCUCAAAGGAGAAGAGGAGAACGCCAUUGACUGCUUCAGACAAUCACUGGAACUGGAGCGACCUGGAACUAAUGAACAGCAGGCGCUGCACUUCCUGCUGGAGGCUCUGUUGACCAGUUUUGCCAAAAGCACUGGGGACAUCAGUCAUCUUUUAACCCAGCUGGAGGAAUGUGUAAAAGAGGCUGAGAAGAGACAUGGCACUGAAACAGUCAGAACAGAGCUUAGGUUGUUAUGCAGGACGUACACGAAUGAAGUGGCAGAGCUUUCAAGGGAACUGGUGAAGAAGGGGAAGUUGGGAAUGGUGAGGAGACUGUUGCAGAGCAUACAGCCUCAUGAUAAACCACCUCUGUGCAGAUCCCUGUCUGUGUGAAAGGAUUACAACGAUGACCUGUGAUCAUUGGGAUUGAAUUCUCUUUUAUGUGAAUGCUUUGUAAAGGGGAUAUUUUAAGACUUAUCCAACGGAUUCUACUAUUGUUUAAAAAAGGACUGAAUGUAGCUUUAAAUAUUGAACAUAAUAAAAAGGAAAAACACA